AUGGGGUGUCAUAUUGAUGGGUUUAUUACUGUGGUGGCACACCCUCAUGUUAUACAGGAAGGACCAGUGACUGGUAGAGCAGCAGAUGUGAUUGCUACUGCCAAUACAGCAGCAAAAGUUGCCUUGCGCCUUGUGAGGCCAGGAAAAAAGAAAGAUCUGGUAACACCAGAUUCAUCUUCUCCAAGCUCUGGAACUUGUAGCUCUGGACCACCUCCUUCAGCAAAAGAUGCUACUUGUUAUAUGAGCAGUACUCAAAGCAGUCCAGUUGAUCAAGAUGACAAGGAUGGCUCUGGUCCUGAAGGUCAUGUUACAGAACCAGCAAUGGAAACGAUGGAAGAUAAGUUCCUCAAUCCAAUCCAGAAACAGGACGAAAAUAGGCUAACUGUACAUGGUGGCUUUACAGGUCCCCAAAUUUCCUCCUCCAGAUGUAAGCCAUUUUUAACAUCACACAAGGAAAAGACGUCCCACCAGGCAACGUCUGUGGUCGACGAGACAAGAGUGUCUACAAACAGAAAAGUCAUUGUGAGAAGCUCAUACUUCAAGCAUAAGCCAUCAGAUGUCAAUAGUCUCCAUCGACCCAAUGAUGGUGCCACAGAUGGUAAUGAAAAUAACGAUUGUAUUCCUGGUGGCUACCCUGUCAAGAAAAGAAAACUAUCUGAGGACAACGAAAAUCAGCCACCUAUCUUAGUAAUGAAUCAGGAAAAUCUGCCAUCAAAUAAUGCGAGGACUUCAGUUCAUCAUGGAGAAGGUUCGAGCUACUUCUUUCAUAACCAAGUUUAUGUUCUUCACAUCAGUUGA
Zingiber officinale is the source of this 798-nucleotide messenger RNA. RefSeq lists its product as uncharacterized. The record is from RefSeq and is a predicted model, not a curated record. The transcript is spliced from 4 exons. Bases 1 to 798 code for a protein of 265 amino acids. NCBI's taxonomy places the organism in Eukaryota, Viridiplantae, Streptophyta, Magnoliopsida, Zingiberales, Zingiberaceae.